AUGGCUGCAGAUUGGCUGGGAAGCCUGGUGUCGAUCAACUGUGGGCCAACAUUAGGGUAUCAGGGGGAGGUGUCUUCAGUGGACCAGUCCAGCCAAACCAUCUCUCUCCGGCAGCCCUUCCACAAUGGUAUCAGGUGCCCAGUUCCAGAGGUCACAUUCAGCGCCAUGGACAUCAAAGAGCUGAAGAUCCUGGAUAUUCAAAAUGGCACCAGGCCAGCAGCUAACCCUGCCCCUAUUGGGCACAGCGGACGAAACGGGCGCGUUGGGAGCCAGGCGAGCAGCGCCCCGCUGCCGGUGCCACACAGAGGAGAACCGAGAUCAUCCGAGGGGCUGAAUUCACCGCAGCAGUGUUCCAAAAGCUACGGAGAGCGCCACCUAGAGGGCCCUGGGCAGGCCAAAGUUUUUCGCCGAAGGCACAACUCCUGGUCCUCCAGCAGCCGCGGUGCGAGCCAAGCUACGCCGAAGAAGAACGGGGCCAAGAACGGCAUCGGCGGGGGGGCUAUGAAGAUGAAGGAUGACGAGUGCUUCGGCGACGGCACCGACGAGGGCCUGGACACGGACUUCGACUUCGAGGGCAACCUGGCACUCUUCGACAAGGCCGCCGUCUUCUCGGAGAUCAACACCCUGGAGCGUCGCGGCAAUGGGGCCCGACCAGCCGGCGAGCGCACGCCCUCUCGCUAUCGCCACGACGAGAACAUCCUGGAGGGCGUUCCUGUUGUGUACCGCCAGAUCGCUGUGCCCCAUCCUGGGGGCAAGGAGUACUGUACCGACUCGGGCCUGGUGGUGCCCAGCAUCCCCUAUGAGCUCCACAAGCGCCUGCUGGCCGAGGCGGAGAGGCUGGGACUGUCGCUGGAGCGGCGGCUGGAGAUGACCGGGGUGUGUGCCAGCCAAAUGGCGCUGACGCUCCUCGGCGGGCCCAACAGACUGACCCCCAAGAACGUGCACCAGCGCCCCACAGUGGUGCUGCUCUGCGGACCCCACGUGCAGGGCGCCCAGGGAAUCAGCUGUGGCCGCCACCUGGCCAACCACGGCGUGGAGGUGGUGCUCUUCCUGCCCAACUUCGUCAAGAUGCUGGAGGCCGUCACGGUGGAGCUGACGCUCUUUGGCAAGACGGGUGGGCAGCAGGUGUCGGGCGUGAGAGACCUUCCCGACGGCCCCGUGGACCUGGUCAUCAAUUGCCUGGACUGCCACGAGAAUGCCUUCCUGAGGGAACAGCCCUGGUACCGGGCUGCGGCCGACUGGGCCAACCAGAACCGGGCCCCUGUGCUGAGCAUCGACCCGCCUGUGAGCGGCCGGGAGCAGGCCGUGGAGGCCAAGUGGUCGCUCUCCCUGGGGCUGCCGUUGCCUCUGGCGGAAAGUGCCGGACGCGUCUACCUGUGUGACAUCGGGCUGCCACGCCAGGUGUUCCCCGAGGUGGGCAUCACAUACCGCUCGCCCUUUGGCUGCAAAUUCGUUAUCCCCCUUCACCCGGCAUAGGUGGGGGUGGGGGGGGGCCAGGCGGGGGUGCCGUGGGCCUGGGACAGGCCCUGGUGGAGAUUACAUCUGAACGUGCCUGUUUCUGGGGGGAGGAAUGACUGUGAUGUGACCUGCCCCCCCUCCCCCCGGGAAGAUGGAGAGCUGCUGUUUGGGAGAGAUAAAAGGCACAGUGACAGUCUUCUGCUGUUCGUCUCCUGCUUAAGGAUGGACAGUCUGAGGAGAAACGCCCUCGUGAAUGAAGCUCCUUUUUUAUUUAGUCAGACUGUCUCUCUCCGUCACAAAACAAGCAUCACACCCUCAGCCAAACGUGUUUACAGCUUGCCUGACAGUUGCCCAGUGCAGGAAUCUUAUGGUUCUGAGAUGCGCUUGACUGGUUUAUUAUUAAUGCUUUUUGGUCUUGUUUUCUUGUUACACACUGCCGGGCAGCGUGGGCCGUCUGGAGGAAUAUGCUUUCGGAUUCUUCUUGCCAGCGUUGGGAGUUACUCACACAUCCAUGUUUCUUCAUGAGAAGGUGGCAAAACCUACAUUUCUUAGACUAAGAAUCUAACCAUGAGUCUUAUGGGGACUGAGAGACUGCCAGAGAAUGUUAUACAGGUCAUACAUGUCACAGGAGAAACAACCAACAAAGCCCACCAGAAGUGUGAAUUCCCCAGUGAUGGGGACGUAUUAUCAGCAUUCGUGUGUUCGAUAGCCUUGGAAUGUCUGCAUGCAGAGAGACGUGUCGCUGGGCUGUUCUCAGCACAGAUGUUCCUUCCGCUCCGUCCUCAUCAGUUAUUUAUUUCCCGCAUCUGUCUCUGCUCCUCUACCCAAUCUAACCACAUUCACUUCUGCAUUAAACAGCUGCAUCUGAAGAAAAGGGGGGUUUAAAUCAGAUAUCUUCCUAUACAUGUACAAGUGUACUGUCCCUUUAAAUUCUGGUAGUAUGUGAGCUGUUUGUCCAGCUGUGACCUGAUAGGGAAGCUGUGCGUUUGUGGAACUGCACUUGUGACAUGUGAACACCAGCCUUUCCGUAUACAGACUUUGGGUUUGAAUCACCUCCACUUAAUCGCACAGAACAUGGUCCUGAACUCUCCGGAAGGUUCUGGUGUCGACUCGGCCUUGUGGAUCUGAACCUUCCCACCAUCCAUGGAUCGGUGGACUUCAGACUUUGCAGUUUUUUUUUUUGUCUUUAACCCUUAAGUCUAGGGUUGGCAUACUGUGACCCCCCAGUUUGCUGGUUGAUUUUCCAGCAAUUUCCUUCCGUGUUACUGGUCCCAGUACAUUAUCUGUACAUUUAUUCAGAUGCCUUUCUCACUGAAAUGUUUUUAAGGUGAAAACGUGGCAACAUAGUUGCUCUUCAGGUGUGUGGUAUGCUUUAUGGUGAAAUAUGUUUAAAAUGCUGUUGAUUAAAUGGUUAACAUUAUAGCAGGAAUUGGCCAACGUGCAGCCCACAGGGACCUGUCCGAGUGUGUUUGCCUCGGGUUUGAUUGGCGAAAUCCGCAGGACAGCUCCGACUGUAGCUGCCCAUUCGUGUCUCACUGUGCUCUACUGACAUUCUUAUUAUUUAAUGUAGGUUCCAAAGAUCUUGUUUCUUGAUAUUGUUUCUGUUACAAAUGUAUGAAAAAUGAUUAAGAAUAGUUUUUUUUUCUUUUUGUGCAAAUCCUCUGCAUUUCUGGUUGUUGAAAGUUUAGAAAGACUGAAGAGAGACUGCAAAGUUUACAUUGGUUUUAAGCAGCUGGAACAGCUGUGCACUGGCUGCCUGGUUUGUGUUCUCUAUGCUGUUUUUGACGUCAGUCCAGCAAAGCAGUGACAAGAGUCUUCCGUUAAUCUGACACAGCUGUGGCAUGAUGCUGAUGAUGACUUCAUAGAUUUAUAUGUGCAUUUGUGACUCGCGUUGCCAUAGAGCAAGCAGGUCUGUUUUGCACUGCAUAUUCUUUAUGUCCCCGUCAUGUGACUGUCUGUAGCAGCCAAGCGUGCGCAGAUGCGUGAUGCUGUUUCGUGAAACGUUCUACUGUUAUGUAGCAUUAAAUAGCAUAAGACUCAAAGGUGACCAGGGACCAUUAUUUGAAUCAGGGUAAAUAAUAAGGUAAAAACACACACGGACAGUUUGGGUCUCUGCUGUUCCGGCCACCCAAAAAUGGGCCAUAUACUCUGUGGCAGUGUUUCCCAGUCCGGUCCUCGGGGAACCACAAACAGUCCACGUUUUUGGGAGGGAGCAAAAACAUGAAGCGGCUGUUGGUCCCCGAGGACCGGAUUGGGAAACCCUGCUCUGUUUCUUUAUCGUUAGGUAGUAACAGUGCUGUCGCGUUACAUUCCCCUGGAGGAGCACAGUUCGUACUUAAAGCAUUACUAGGGAACAGACUUAAUGCUGCUAAGUCUUUAGCUUCUUCUGCUGACAGAUGCUAGACAUUAGCUGUAACUUCCAUCUGUCUUAGCUUCCAUAGCCAUUUGUUGCUAAAAGCGUGCAUAUGAUCAGCGAGGUCUGCAUGGAAUCGAGGCGAACCAAAGGUUCCGAGUUUUUUUUUCCCCCCCAGAAGUCUGUCUCCUGUGUCUGAGCCCACCCCCAAGUGAGCUGUUCCAGUUGCGGGGAGGGGCAGGGCCAGCAAAACCACUGUAAGGGAGUAUGACUUCAAACUGUUGCCUGGGAUGAGAGCGGCGUCACACCGCGCCCCAGGUACCGCGCCCCAGGUACCGCGCCCCAGGUCUCUCUAAGUUUUCUUUCAGAAGAGCUGAGUUUGUGAGGCCCUGCAUUCCUCCAUCUCCGGGAGCAGUUUGCAGAGCCUGCGGAUGAUGACCUGUCGUGUCUGGAUAUCUGCCUUCCUUUCUGUUGGCUGAUCUCUUCUUGCUUGUGAGCCACUCUUCCUCAGCAACUCUGCGUCUCUGUUGUUCAUUCACUGCACCCCCAUGAGCUCUAUUUUAUUUUUUUAUAUAUUUUGGCCUCUUCCCAGCCUUAUUACUGGUUAUAUGUGGAGUUGAUGCCAUUUGUAUACGUUGAGAUAAAUUGUUAUUGAACUUGACUGACCCUUUGUUCUGCUAUGUUGAGUUGUAAUUUAAGACUGAAAAAUAAAGUGAAAUAUUUGCUGGAGAAA
Messenger RNA from Paramormyrops kingsleyae, 4544 nucleotides. RefSeq names its product enhancer of mRNA-decapping protein 3. Gene Ontology annotation, biological process: P-body assembly; deadenylation-independent decapping of nuclear-transcribed mRNA. Gene Ontology annotation, molecular function: mRNA binding. Lineage: Eukaryota; Metazoa; Chordata; Actinopteri; Osteoglossiformes; Mormyridae. The record is from RefSeq and is a predicted model, not a curated record. Gene Ontology annotation, cellular component: P-body.